Molecule: messenger RNA, 738 nt
Organism: Oryza brachyantha (malo sina)
Lineage: Eukaryota; Viridiplantae; Streptophyta; Magnoliopsida; Poales; Poaceae
Product: 30S ribosomal protein S21, chloroplastic-like
Exons: 2
Coding region: 70-495 (141 amino acids)
Biological process (GO): translation
Cellular component (GO): ribosome
Molecular function (GO): structural constituent of ribosome
Source: RefSeq, a predicted model, not a curated record
AAGGCUUGAGCGCCUUCACUAUCCAUCACCUCUCCCGCAGCCUCUCAUCCAUCGAACGAGGCCACCGCCAUGGCCGCUCCCGCCGGCGCCUCGCUGCUGAGCACGCCGCUCCAGCUUCCCCUGGCCCCGUUCUCGGGGAGGGGCUCGCCGCCGUCCGUGGUCCACGUGGCCCGGCGCUUGCCGACGGCGGUGGUGGCGGCGAAGGGAUACAACGUGCAGAUCCUCGUGGACGAGAACGAGGGGGAGGAGUCCAUCUUCCGGCGGUUCCGGCGGGAGGUGAUGAGGGCCGGCGUGCUGCAGGAGAUCAAGCGCCGCCGCCGGUACGAGAGCAAGAAGGACGAGCGCCUGCGCAAGGCCCGCGAGGCCGGCCGCCGCAAUCGCCGCAGGCGUAUGAUGGAGGAGCCUAGGUUCCCAGAAGAAGAUGCUGAUUCAGAGGCUGCGAGAAGGGCUCGCGACGAGGACAAAGAUAACUGGGAGAUCGACGGGAUUCUGUGAGUGAAACAAUGGAGUUCAUAGCAAUCCAGAUGCAAAGUUUCAACCGUUUUUGAGUUCUUUUUGGUCUGCAAAGCACAAACUAUAUGAGCUGUCGGCCUUCAUUUCAUCUUCAAUUGUACGGUUUGAAUGUACUAAAUCUUAGCUAAUGCAGCAUCUGUUUCUUUUACCUAUGUGCCUUUUCCAGUUCAUUUGUAAUACAUUUAGCAAAUAUCAGCCUAUAAUCAUAACAGAAUAAAUUUUAUA